Molecule: messenger RNA, 1321 nt
Organism: Eleginops maclovinus (Patagonian blennie)
Lineage: Eukaryota; Metazoa; Chordata; Actinopteri; Perciformes; Eleginopidae
Gene: tmem45a
Product: transmembrane protein 45a
Exons: 6
Coding region: 117-944 (275 amino acids)
Source: RefSeq, a predicted model, not a curated record
CAGAAAAACUGCAGCCUGUUGACUCUGCGAGGAGAAGAGACGGAGAGAGGAGGAAAUAUCAUGUUGUGAUUCCCCUUCUGUCCGGAUUCACUCUCAGACAGUCAGGUGUGGGGGCCAUGGGGAGCUUUAAGGGCCACGCUCUGCCCGGCACCUUCUUCCUGCUGGCGGGGGUGUGGUGGGGGAUGAAGCACUCGCUGUGUUUCGCCACCCGCCGGAGCAAGAGCUGCAGCCGGGUCUCUAGCCGGGCCUCCCAGCGCCGCCUGGAACUCGUCGAGGGCAGCGCCGUGCUCUUCUGUUCCGUCGUCGGCAUGCUUCUGGAGCAGUUUGCAGCGGACGGUCCGGCUCUGCAGCUCUACGACUCCUCGGAGCACCACUGGAGGUUCCUGAUGAACUGGCAGCACAGCACCAUGUAUCUGUUCUUCGCUCUGUCUGCCGCCGUGUCUCUAGUCGUGCAGAGCAGCGAGGCGGCGCCGCUCGCUCUGGACCGACUCAUGCUGGCCGUCGCCUUCUUCAACGAGGGCUUCCUGUUCCUGUACCACCUGCACGGCCGCAGUCCACUGGAUGUCCACGUUCACCAGCUGCUCCUCUUCUGCGUCUUCGGCCUGGCGCUGCUCUGCUUCCUGGAGAUCUUCCACCGGGGGAACCUGGUCCUGGAGCUGCUGCGCUGCACGCUCACCAUGCUGCAGGGGAGCUGGUUCUGGCAGAUCGGCUUCGUGCUGUACCCCCCCAGCGGGCUGCUCUGGGAUCAGACGGAUCACAACAACCUGAUGUUCGUCACCAUGUGCUUCUCCUGGCACCUCGCCUUCGCCAUGCUCACCAUCAGCGGCAUCUACGCCGCCGUCACCUGUGUGGUUCGCUCCCGGCUCAGACGGACUCCCCCUAUGGAGAUGGGGCUCCUGAAGCCCAGAGACGGAGAGCCAGAGUCCGAGGACGAGAUCUUAUAAACACUAUCAGCGUUUAUGGAUCAGAUCUAAUAAAGACGACUGUCGCAUAAAUCAGAAUACAAUCAGGGAUGUUUCCAGCAGCGCUCCGAUGGAAACACAGAGGAGAUGCACCUCCUCUUCUGACGCCUCAGUGUUCAUCGCUAUUUAUUUCACUGUGGCUUCCAGACACUCUUAUCUGUUCAUCAAUAAUGAUGUGCACCAAGAGUUUGAGUGAACCUGAACUCAUCAUGAGGGGCGCUUCAUUCGUGCACCCUUGUCCUCUAUCGCCCUCUUGUGUUGUUUCAUUAUGUUGUGUCGAACCCGAACUCCAAAAAUAAGAAUUUUAUUAAAGUUGUUUGAAUCUUGCUCUUUGAUGUAAUUAAAGACUGUAUUCCUUC